GGAAGCCAUAUGGUUCCAGAUCAGAGAAAUCUCCCCCAGACUCUGGACAUAUGUCCGCCAGCAGCGCGCGGGAGAGCGGGACAUGCUGAUCGGAGCGGAGCGAGCGGAGAGCCGGCCGGACUGAGGGAGCGGGGGCGGACUGCGGGACUCUGCGGGACUGAUCGGCGGCGGAUCGGAUUAAUCGGAGCUGCGGUCUGAUUAUUGCGGGCAGGGCUGAGGGCGGAGAACCGCCUGAGCUUCUGGGCGCGCGGGCAUUAUUAUUAUUAUUACACUGUUAUAAUAAUAAAAAUAAUAUAUAAAUAAUAAUAUUAUUAAUAUUGCUGUUAUUAUAAGUAUUAUUCUUUAUGUGUUUUUAUAGAAAAUGUCUCUUUAUAUAGUCUAACCUCACGGAUUUACAGCAGGAUAAUUAUUAUUAUCACUGAACAGGUUUAACCCUUAUUAACGCGCGCUCAGGAGCACUGCGCCAGGAUACUCUACAGACUAAAUUAGCUAAAUAUAUCAUUUAUCCCUAUUUGUCUCAAGGAAUAUCUGGACUGUACUGCUGAAUUUCCUUUAUUUCCACUCAAUUUCACUCAAAUCCACUCAAUUCCACUCUUUUUCACACAAUUCAACACGUUUCUACUCAUUUCUACAGAGGACAAAGCUUCUCCCAGCUCUGCGCUUCUCACUCAGACUUCAUUUAUAUAUAUUUUUUGAUAUAAAAAUAUAAAAGACAUCUUCAUCCCGCGGAGAGAAGUUCCUCUGUUCCUUACACAGUGAAGAUGUCGACCAAAGAACCGAAAGAAAAGCAGUCCACCACCGAGCGAAUCGUUAAAACCGUGCCCCUGCCCCCUCAUCAGAGGCUGACCAUAAAGGACUUGUUCGCGGACGGUAAACCCAACACAGAGCUGCUGAAGAGCCACCUGGUGAAAGAGGGGCGGGUGGAGGAGGACGCCGCCCUCCGCAUCAUCACAGAGGGCGCCAACAUCCUGCGGCAGGAGAAAUGCAUGCUGGAAGUGGAGGCACCAAUCACAGUAUGUGGUGACGUCCACGGGCAGUUCUUUGACCUCAUGAAGCUUUUCGAGGUGGGAGGAUCACCUGAUAACACGCGUUACCUGUUUCUGGGAGACUACGUAGACAGAGGCUACUUCAGUAUCGAGUGCGUGUUGUUCCUGUGGUCUCUGAAGAUCAACCACCCCACCACCCUCUUCCUCCUCAGAGGCAACCACGAGUGCCGGCACCUCACAGAGUACUUCACCUUCAAACAGGAAUGUAAAAUAAAGUACUCAGAGCGGGUGUAUGAUGCGUGUAUGGAGGCGUUCGACUGUUUGCCUCUCGCUGCUCUCCUCAACCAACAGUUCCUCUGCGUUCACGGAGGCCUCUCUCCAGAAAUCAACUGCUUAGACGACAUUAGGAAAUUAGACAGGUUUAAAGAGCCUCCGGCGUUCGGCCCGAUGUGCGACCUGAUCUGGGCGGACCCGGGCGAGGACUACGGCAGCGAGAAAUCCUCAGAGCACUUUAACCACAACUCUGUCCGAGGAUGCUCCUACUUCUUCAGUUAUCCUGCUGUCUGCGACUUUUUGACAAAUAAUAACCUGCUGUCUGUUAUAAGAGCACAUGAAGCCCAGGAUGCAGGGUACAGGAUGUACAGGAAAAGCCAGACCACAGGCUUCCCCUCGUUAAUCACUAUUUUCUCAGCUCCCAAUUACCUAGACGUGUACAACAACAAAGCUGCUGUAUUGAAGUAUGAAAACAACGUGAUGAACAUCCGACAGUUCAACUGCUCCCCUCACCCGUACUGGCUGCCCAACUUCAUGGACGUCUUUACGUGGUCAUUACCGUUCGUCGGAGAAAAAGUGACGGAGAUGCUGGUAAACGUGCUGAACAUCUGCUCUGAUGACGAGCUCAUGUCUGAAGGAGAUGACCUGUGUGAAGGUGGAGCUCCAGCAGCUCGUAAGGAGGUGAUCAGGAAUAAGAUUCGCGCCAUUGGGAAGAUGGCCAGAGUCUUCUCCGUGCUCAGGGAGGAGAGCGAGAGUGUUCUGACCCUUAAGGGAUUGACCCCAACCGGGACGCUACCUCUUGGAGUGCUGUCAGGAGGAAAACAGACCAUACAGAACGCCACACUUUUAGCGAAGGAGGGCAAAGCCAUCCAAGGCUUCUCACCCACACGGAAGAUCCGUAACUUUGAGGAGGCGAGGGGCCUGGACCGGAUAAACGAGAGGAUGCCCCCGAGGAAGGACGGGCAACAGCCUCCCGGUGCACUCGUCAACGACAAGAACGGCACAGAGACUGGGAAGGCAUAGGGGAAGGGACCCUGGCCCUGACCCCACAUCCCUCCAUUGCAGUGUUCGCUUUCUCUCUUUUCUCUUCUCUUCUCUCUACCCAAGCUCUCCUCUAGAGACAGAACCCCCUGCUGCCCCCUACAGCAGGGGAGGGCCACAGGACAUGUGGAGAGACCAGACACUUGAGUCUGGAGAGAGAGAGAGAAAUCACUUUACAACUACAAGUACAACCAUGAGAGAUUUUAUUUAUUACAAUGAAAUGUAUUAGCUGUAUGUGUUAGCAGUGUUUUUUAAAACAUGAACGAUGAUUCUCCUUGAAAAGUCAUGGUGUGUCAGGUGUUAAACCACAAGUACUUAUAAGAGGCCAUAUUCGAAUGGUCAAGAAGGUGUAUGUCGUCUGACGCUGCUUGGCAUAGAGUUAUGUAACUCAAAAUACUACAAAUGUGUACAUACUUUAGGUAUUUACUGAGUGGAACCUUAAGGGAAUCAACUAAGGGCGUUUUCAUACUGGAACUUUUUCAAAACUAUAAUGCCGUUACCAUUUCCGACACCCCGUUACUGCGCGUUACUUUAGCCGCUCAAUGAACUUCGCCCAUACAGACAAAGGUGCAAGUGUGUGUGUGUGUGUGUGUGCGUUGUGUGUGUGGGUCACAAGAGAGGGGAGGAUGAGAUAAACGAUGUCAUGCACUAGGGAAGGUGGGGGCCGGGGGGGUUACGGGGGCGAGUAACACAAAAGUAGCGCAAUAGUUACUUUUACUGGUAACUAGUUACUUUUAUAGUGGAGUAACUCAGUUAGUAACUCAGUUACUUUUUU
This is a messenger RNA of Astyanax mexicanus (Mexican tetra), 3075 nucleotides long. RefSeq names its product protein phosphatase 3, catalytic subunit, gamma isozyme, a (gene ppp3cca). The transcript has 14 exons. Gene Ontology annotation, molecular function: calmodulin-dependent protein phosphatase activity; calmodulin binding. The coding region runs from base 762 to 2282 and encodes 506 amino acids. Gene Ontology annotation, cellular component: calcineurin complex; cytoplasm. Lineage: Eukaryota; Metazoa; Chordata; Actinopteri; Characiformes; Acestrorhamphidae. The record is from RefSeq and is a predicted model, not a curated record. Gene Ontology annotation, biological process: calcineurin-mediated signaling.